Messenger RNA from Cajanus cajan (pigeon pea), 1839 nucleotides. RefSeq lists its product as uncharacterized. NCBI's taxonomy places the organism in Eukaryota, Viridiplantae, Streptophyta, Magnoliopsida, Fabales, Fabaceae. The record is from RefSeq and is a predicted model, not a curated record.
UCUCAAAUGUUAUGCCACGUAAACAUAGGAUGGAAACAUAACAUGAGAGAAGAAGAAGAUCCCAUCCCACUGCACUUGGGAAAAGUGUGUGAGUGCGAUCGUUGUGUCCUACCCAAUACGCCAAUACCCAUCAUCAUCUUCUUCGGCAGAAGCAAAAACCUCCUUAACUCAUUACUACGUGUAACCUCUCAUGUGUCACAACAUGACUAGGAGUAGGGGCCAUGCUCAAAGUCACAACCACUCUCUCACACAACCCACUCUCUCAAACUAACAAGGAAAUUAUUCCAUGGAUUCCAAGGCCUCCAAAUUCCACGCGCUCAGCGGCUCCCUCGCUCGGCGCGUGUUCUUCCGCGCAAUAUUCCUGGCCUCCGCCGUUUCCCUCGUUUCCCUGCUCCGCUUCCUCCCCACCGUUGAUUUCGAAUCUCUGGCUCCCAAGACCUACGUUGACUGCAUCAACGACUCAGAUUCUCUCUCCCAAAACGCCACUUUGACCGCCGGUUCCUACUUGUUCCAGAGCCGCAUCCUCAACACCUUCUGGGGCUCCUUCGACUCCAUGAACUGCAGAAACGACACCGGUUUAGCUUCCGCCGUCAUCGCCGCCUUGAUGGGUAAACGACUCUUGGACGGCGCCGCCAACUCUCUCUGCGUCGGAGAAGCCUCACCCACCAUUGUCUCCGCAAUGCAACGCUUGGGAUUCUCACGUGUCGUUGGCCUCCACAAGCACCCCUUUUUCUCCCUCAACAAUAAGAACAUCGCCUGCAAGUUUGACUACAAAGCCUCUUCCUUUGACUUCGUGUUCUCCAUGGAUGUCGACAAGGUUUCUGUCCCUGCGUUGCUUGUGCUCGAAGUUGAGCGCAUCCUUAAGCCUAGUGGAAUCGGGGCCUUGCUUGUGGGUUCCAAUUCAUCCUCCGUGUCUUCGUUUUUAAGAUCUUCUAGUGUGGUGCAUGUUGGUUAUGUCAGCGAGCUUAAGCUCGUGGUUUUCAAGAAAAUGUCCUUUUUUUAUAACCAUUUUCUUCCCGAAGAUUGUGCUACUGCUAAGGUUGCAUUCACCAAGCCGUUGGUGGAGAUGAUGGAGCCUCUGGUGGAGGACAGAGAUAGACAAGAUGGAAAGUAUGAGAAAAGUGUCUCUUAUUUGCCUACGUUUGUGGACGUUUCUAGGAGGAAGAGGUUGGUGUAUAUUGAUAUUGGGGUGAGUGGGUUGGUGAAUGCAAAUGUGACUGAUUGGUUCCCACCCUCUUAUCCCAUUGAUCUUAAAGCUUUCAGUGUGUUUUUUGUUCACUACGAUGCUUCUCUGUUGUUGUCCCAUGUGAAACGACCGCGUGUUACUUUUGUGUAUCAUCCGGGGUUGGCUGGGAAUGUUGCAGCAAAGAGUGGUGUGGAUGGAGAUGUGGAUUCGUUUUUGGGAGAGGAGGAGUUUAAUUUCCUUGUGUGGUUCAAGGAAACUGUGCAGUAUGCGGAUUUUGUGGUUCUCAAGAUGAAUGCAGGGGAAGUUGAAAUGAAGUUCCUGGUGGAUAUAUUUGAGAGUGGAGCAAUAUGCUCUGUUGAUGAGUUGUUUCUUAGCUGCUCAGAGAGUGGUGAAAGUGAAACUAUGAGCAGUAGAAGAAGGGAAAGCUGCAUGGAUAUUUACAAGGGUCUCAGAAGCAAUGGUGUUUAUGUUCAUCAAUGGUGGGAUGCCAAAUUGCAUCAAGGGUCUCAAGUGUCAUAUGUACAGUGAUUGUGUGAGACAAAUUGUAUCUGUUUUGUGUGUUUCAUUUCAUGUAUUGGAUUACAGAACAACUAUCUAGCGGUGGUGUUUUUGACUUUUUGUUGUCUUUCAAGGAAGUAGCGAGGUAAUGCUAA